Molecule: messenger RNA, 669 nt
Organism: Lathyrus sativus (Indian pea)
Lineage: Eukaryota; Viridiplantae; Streptophyta; Magnoliopsida; Fabales; Fabaceae
Source: the annotation of a GenBank genome assembly
AUGGAUAGUAAGAAUUUUCAAUCACACAUAAGGACAUACAACAUGAUGUUUGCUUUCACUUCAGUGGGAGGUAAGUUGGACAACAGGUUUAAUAAUGAUCGUGGUCCACCAACAAUAAGAAUCCAAGGCCAAGCUUGCCACCGCAUUGGAAGUUUACUGCCACCUGAAGGCCAUCCACCCAAAUUUUCCCAGCUUUACAUAUAUGAUAAAGAGAAUAAAGUUACAAAUAGAAUGGACACUCUCAGAGACAAAAACAACAUUCAUCCUGAUAUAAUCCAAAACUUGUCAGAUAUGUUAUACCGACAUAAUACACAUGCAAAAAGUUUCUUAAUGGCUAGACAAUGGCUUAAUCAAAGCAAUGUUCAUAACUUAAAACUCAAAUUAAUAUCCACAAGAUCUACUGAUGGAAGAUUGUAUAAUCAACCAACUGUUUCAGAAGUAGCUGCUUUAAUCGUUGGUGGCAUAGACACUGUUGAGGAAAGAGACAUUAUAAUGCAGGCCAAAGGUGGACAACUGCAACAUAUUGAUGAGUUUCAUCCAAGUUAUUUGGCAUUCCAUUAUCCUUUGAUUUUUCCUUAUGGAGAAGAUGGUUAUAGAGAUAACAUUGCACAUAGAGAUCUUGAUAUUUUUGAUGACUCUCAAAGGAACCGACUUAUUAUUCGAGAAUAG